Aplosporella prunicola CBS 121167 is the source of this 722-nucleotide messenger RNA. RefSeq lists its product as uncharacterized. The record is from RefSeq and is a predicted model, not a curated record. The transcript has a single exon. NCBI's taxonomy places the organism in Eukaryota, Fungi, Ascomycota, Dothideomycetes, Botryosphaeriales, Aplosporellaceae. The coding region runs from base 150 to 575 and encodes 141 amino acids.
GCGCCUGCAGGUGAAUAACGGUGAUGUUUAAGCUGUCUUCUAAGUAAGCGUCACUGAAUGCCACUUACGUACCUAUAGUCAGUCCAUAACAACACGUCCAGUGCAUCACGGGUUAAGAAACGAUCGAAAGCGCCCACACCCAUCCUUCCAUGCUCUUCUCAAAGCUUACAUACAUACCAGGCACUUCCACAGUCGCCACCAACACGGUAGAAUCAGCACAAGCGCAUGCCUCACCAGCCAAAAACAGCAGACCAGACCGCUCACCUCUCUUAGAAGCGUUCGCUGUCCGACAAGCACCGCCGUGCCUCGCAGCGUCUUUAUACUUAUACUCGCGGACCAGAACCAAGCCUCUCACCCUUCCGACCCACCCACAAGCCACAGUCGCCGCAACUACACCCGCCCGGCCUCAUCUCACGCAACGCCACCAACCAAGCACCAAGCACCAAGCGCCCAGCCACGCACGCCCAGCACCAGCCCGAGGCCAGAGUCCAGAGCCCAAAGCCCAGACAGCCGCCCCAAACGCUCUCGAGUCUCGCCGCCAAAGCCGGCACUCCGAGCAGCACGGCUCAGCGUAGCGCAAGAAUCACACCACCCUGGCGCGAAGCCGACUACCCAGGUAGGUAUGCCAGCCAGGAGGUGCCGCCUCCGCGGCCACAGCCCCACGAUCUCUGCCCGUCUGUUCCGAGACUGGCUAUCGCGCGCCCGCGAUCUCUACACCCAGC